Pseudo-nitzschia multistriata is the source of this 2382-nucleotide messenger RNA. The record is from the annotation of a GenBank genome assembly. NCBI's taxonomy places the organism in Eukaryota, Bacillariophyta, Bacillariophyceae, Bacillariales, Bacillariaceae.
AUUGAAGCGAGAAAGCAGCUACUACUGUCCAGGUUGCUUCUGUUGACGAACCAUUCACAGAGAAGAACAAACAUAACACAGCAACAAUGACGGCACCAUCGGGACUUGAACAAUGGGAUUUGACCUCUAAGACAUCCCUCUUUUUGGAUCGUCACAUGAUGUUUCCGCUCCUGGAAUACUUGGACGGCUUGAUCGAGGCCGACAAAAUUUCCUAUUCGUCGAAGGACGUUGCGGCUGCUCGCCUGUCUCUCUUGCGACCGACCCACAUGGUCGACUAUGCCGUAGAUACAUACAAAAGCGUCCACGGAGACUCAGCAGAAAUCCCGGCAGAAAUGGAAGAACAGAAAACGCAGGUCUUCAAACAACUGGAAGAACUCGAAUCCGGCUGCAAGCCCCUCACAGACCUCUGCAACAACGAAGAAGAAAAGGUGUGUUUUUUCUCAAAGGUGUGGCUACGCCGUGCUGUUUCGUGUCACGAGCGGCUAUCUGUUGUGUUCUGUUGCGUUUUUUCUUUCUCUCGUUUUGUACUGGACUGGCACAACAAAUGCGUUAGUGCCACGCGUGUGUGGCGGGUGCUGUGCAGUUCAGAAUCGGCAUUUUUUUCUCCAAGUCAAAGCACUCACAUUUCGCUCCAUUAUUUUGUGCUGUAGACAAAACUAGUUUCUAGUGGGAAAUGGAGCAUCGCUGCUUUGUCCCAGGAAGCUGAUUUAAAUAUCACUCCCGAGGUAUUGGAAAUCUAUCGCAAAACCGCGAAAUUUCAAUUUGAAUGCGGUAAUUACCAGAGAGCGAGAGAUAUGUUGGAGAACUACAUUUCUUUGUUGGCAAAGCCUCCUGGACCGGAUUCAGCAGGAGACGAGGAAAUGGAUGAUUACAAAACCAAUAGCAAACAACAAAGCAGCGACAAGAAAGAGGACGUAGGUAAUCCCACUAUAUACUAUCUGAAAUCGGUCGAUGCGAAGUUGUUGCAAGUAUUGUGGGGACGAUUGGCUUGUGAAAUUCUAGUCGAGCAAUGGGAGGCUGCCAGCGUAGCAUUGGAUGCCGUAAAGGCAGCAUUGGAAUCUCUUGUUUCUUCGAAGCGAAUGAGUGCGAUAGAGGCUCUUUCGGAACGAACCUGGCUUCUUCACUGGUCGCUCUUUGUCUACUGGAAUAAUUCUGCUAAGGGCGGUCUGGAACAGCUGGUUGAACUCUUUCACACAGAAAGGUACAAGCAAGCUAUUACCACCAAUGCCCCCCACUUGCUGCGAUACCUCACUGCUGCUGUCUUGCUUUGCAAGCGCCGAAUCACGAAAAAGGCCGCUGCCGGAUCCACUGCGGAAGCUCGACGCCUGAUGAAGAACCUAAUCAACGUCAUGCAGGAUUGUGAUUAUUCGGAUCCAAUCGUGGAGUUCGUCAAUUGCUUGUGCGUCAAAUUUGACUUUGAGUCCGCACAGAUCAAAUUGCAGGAGUGCGAAAAGGUUUUGGACGCCGACUUUUUCCUCUGCAAGCAGACGGGCCUUUUCAUGGAAGAAGCCCGUGUUUUCGUGUUUGAAAACUAUUGCCGAAUCCACAACAAGAUCGAUUUGCAAGCCUUGGGGAAGAAAUUGGCGAUGAAUGAAGACGAGGCAGAACAUUGGAUCGUGGACUUGAUCCGUAACGCCGAUCUGGAUGCCAAGAUCGAUUCCGAAGAGGGCUGUGUGGUCAUGGGUGGAAGCGUGCAAAGUGUGUACGAACAAGUCAUGGAGCGCACGCGGGACUUGAACGUGAGAAGCGCAACCAUGGCACAAAAUUUGAAUAAACUCUUGGUCGAUGCACGAAAGAACAAGGCAAAAGCUGAAGCCCUGGCUCGUGAGGAAGCGGAAUAAGAAAUAAUAGUUCUGCUACAGAAGCCUUCCAUACAUCAUCUGUGCGCGGUAAAUGUGCAAUAAAUAUAUGAAGCAAUUGACCAAAAUAGUGAUAGGUUUGAAUUAGGCAGUGUAGGAAAACGAUGUUGUGGUUUGCAAUGAAGUAUAAACAGUGUUGAAAUGUGAAUGCUAUACACGUACAAUGAUCAAUACUUCAUGGGCGGCAUUUGAUGGAUUCCACUUUCGAUUUCAUAGUUCUAAUUUUUCAGAUCGCCUCUGCUUGCAGAACGUUCCGGUCAAGAAAGGUUUAACGAAGGAAAGUGGUGAUGACCCCCUCUGCUGUUUUUCCUCCUUCUGCCACAAUUAAAAGAACAGAAUUAACAAGAAUAUGAACAACAACAACAAUUACUGCUGAUGAGAGGUCUGAAAGAAGUACUGGUGGUACUUGCUAGCAGGUCAAGGAAAACAAGAUAGACACUAAGCAAUGUAAAAAGAGGCUGGAUUGUUGUCAUUGUUCUUCAUUUUGCUUGUUGGUGUUGUUCAAUAACAACAACUUAGUUUG